AUGGCCCCGAUCCAGAGCAGCUCCCGGGGGCUCUGCACCGUUGUCCUCCUCUCUGCCUGCCGCUGCUGCCGGACACGUCCCCUUGCUUCUGCCCGGCACCCGCUGGAGCCGCCCCAUGCUGGGGAGCCCGAGGAGCCCCCGCUGGGCCUACCUGCGGCAGGAGGAGAGCUGCUGCUCCGAGGGCAGUGGUGCUAUGAUUCGCAGGACCCCAAGUGCGGCCCCAGCCACUGGAAGGAGCUGAACGCCCACUGCGGGGGCCCCCCCGCCGCCCGCCAGUUCCCCAUGGAGCUCCACAUCGUCCACAUCAACAUCAACUACCGGACCCUCGGGGAGGCCAAGGGGCACCCGAAUGGGCUGGCCGUGCUCGGCUUCUUCUUCACGGUCUCAGAAACAGACAACUCCAACUACAACACCAUCGUGGCUGGUCUGAGGAAUGUGUCUCACCACGGGGACUCUGUGGAUCUGGCCUCUACCUUCCGCCUCAGCAACCUGCUCCCGCGUGCUGGGCAGCUCUCCAAGUACUAUCGCUACCAGGGCUCCCUGACCACCCCCGACUGCAGUGAAGUCGUCGUCUGGACCGUGUUUGAGGAGCCUGUGGCCAUCAGCCAGGCGCAGCUCAGGGUGUUUGUGAACACCGUGCACUUCCCGGCCGUCGGCUCUGCACCCCUCAAAAUGACCAACAACUUGGAAACACUGCCCAGUGUGUUCCUGGAAGUCACGGGCCCAGAAAUGGCCUUUGCUCCCUCCUACCCCUGCUGCAGCCUUAGCGCGGCCGUUGAGGCGCCCUACAUGGCGGCAGACCCAGCUCCCCUUGCUGGCACUGCGGGGGCGAUGCGGAGG
Messenger RNA from Tinamus guttatus (white-throated tinamou), 840 nucleotides. The record is from RefSeq and is a predicted model, not a curated record. NCBI's taxonomy places the organism in Eukaryota, Metazoa, Chordata, Aves, Tinamiformes, Tinamidae.